Molecule: messenger RNA, 821 nt
Organism: Hibiscus syriacus
Lineage: Eukaryota; Viridiplantae; Streptophyta; Magnoliopsida; Malvales; Malvaceae
Product: expansin-A25-like
Exons: 2
Coding region: 7-795 (262 amino acids)
Biological process (GO): plant-type cell wall organization
Cellular component (GO): extracellular region
Source: RefSeq, a predicted model, not a curated record
UCACAAAUGGCUACCUUAAAUCUUUUAUUUUCAUUUGUCAUGUUCAUAGUUCAUUUGGCUUCAUCCAUGGCGGCCAAAAGGCAAUGGUUUAUAGGCACUCGAAUGGUUGACUCAAACUGGUACGAUGCACAUGCUACAUUUUAUGGUGAUAUGAAUGGUGGUGAAACCAUGCAGGGAGCUUGUGGAUAUGGCGAUCUAUUCCAGCAAGGGUACGGACUUGAGACGGCAGCCCUGAGCACAGCAUUAUUCAACAAUGGCCUCACAUGCGGAGCAUGUUUCGAGAUCAAGUGUUACAAUAACCCUCAAUGGUGUUAUCCGAAUGCCGGCACCAUCAAGGUGACUGCCACAAAUUUUUGCCCUCCGAAUUACUCGAAACCGGACGGGAAUUGGUGCAACCCGCCAUUAAAACACUUUGAUCUAUCGAUGGCGAUGUUCACGAAAUUGGCGCAAUACAGAGCCGGGAUCAUCCCCGUCAAGUAUCGACAUGUCUUGUGCUCCAAGAAAGGUGGGGUUCAGUUCCAGAUUAAGGGAAACCCUUGGUGGACACUGGUGGUGUUGUACAAUGUUGGUGGUGCUGGUGAUAUCAUGGAUGUGAAGAUCAAGGGUUCGAAGAUUGGAUCGUGGUUGCCUAUGACACGGAACUGGGGUGUGAAUUGGCAGACCGGCGAAAAUUUAAUAGGGCAAAGCUUGUCAUUUCAGGUAACUACCAGUGACGGGAAAAUGAUCGAAUUCGACAACGUUGCACCGGAAAAUUGGCAGUUUUAUCAAAAUUUUGAUGGGAAAAUAAACUUCUAGGACAAAAAUUAUGUUUAAGUGAUCUC